AUGAUAGGCGAGUUCGUCGGCACAACAAUGUUCCUCUUCUUCGCCUUCGCGGGCACCCAAGUCGCCAACAUUCAGACCGCCACCACAACAACCACCACAAAUGCCACCAAUGGCUUCUCUCCAAUCGUACUCCUCUACACCGCUGUAUCUUUUGGCUUUUCCCUCAUGGUCAACGUCUGGAUCUUCUUCCGGAUUUCUGGUGGGCUGUUUAAUCCUGCGGUCACAUUAGCGAUGGUUAUGGUAAAGAGCUUGGACUACGUGAGAGGUUCGCUGCUGUUUUUGGCACAGAUUGGAGGUAGUUGUCUUGCGAGUGUUUUGGUCAGGGCGUUGUUUCCCACCAAGCUGAAUGUGAGGACUACGCUUUCUGCUGAUACUUCUAAGGCGAGAGGUGUGUUCAUCGAGGCCAUUCUCACUGCUGAGCUGGUCUUUACUAUCUUCAUGCUGGCUAAGGAGAAACAUCGCGCUACUUAUAUGGCACCCGUCGGCAUUGGGCUUUCCCUCUUCAUUGCGGAGCUGGUCGGUGUCUUUUACACCGGCGGCUCACUCAACCCUGCCAGAAGCUUUGGUCCUUGUGCCGUCACUGGUAUAUGGGAUAAUGAGCAUUGGGUUUAUUGGCUAGCAGGCCCCGCAUUGGGAGCUAUCAUUGCGGUGGUCUUCUAUAAGUUUAUCAAGAUCCUGGAGUAUGAGAUUGCGAAUCCGGGACAGGAUGCUAUUAGUGAGCAUAUUCCGGAGGAUAGGGAUGGGAGAUGGAAGAAGGAUGAGGAAGCUUGA
This is a messenger RNA of Aureobasidium namibiae CBS 147.97, 771 nucleotides long. RefSeq names its product aquaporin-like protein. Gene Ontology annotation, cellular component: plasma membrane. The coding region runs from base 1 to 771 and encodes 256 amino acids. Gene Ontology annotation, biological process: transmembrane transport. The transcript has 2 exons. Gene Ontology annotation, molecular function: water channel activity. The record is from RefSeq and is a predicted model, not a curated record. NCBI's taxonomy places the organism in Eukaryota, Fungi, Ascomycota, Dothideomycetes, Dothideales, Saccotheciaceae.